CGGGGCGGGGCGCGUAGCCCAAACAAAGCCGACACCGCCCGUAGACGACGUGCGUCGUUCUCAGACUUGUGGUAGCAUCAAGCGACGAGCAGUAAGCACUGGCAUCGUUGUAUUACUGUUGCGGACAGCGGUACUCAGUAACAUUCACGACUCGUCGCUGUCUCAUACUCUCGUGGUUGACGGUUAAACUGCCGCGUUAAAGAUCGAAAAGAAUUCAUUAUUAUUGUUUUUUUUUCAAUAAUCUCGCCUCAGCCGUUCGCUUUUUUACACACGGUAUCGUCUUGGUCGUCGCCCGGUAAUUAUUAUGGUCGUACACCACAGCGCAACGUCCGUCAGCAUGGAGGUGGAUCCGCCUCGGAACGCCAACAGCCCGGACGACCCGAAAACCGCUAACGGCUCGUCGGAGAACGAGAAGGCCGAGGACUCAGAAUCGUCGGAAGACAGUUGUCGGCCGCUGGACGUGGGUGAACACUACUUGGUCCGCCGGUACGACGACUCAUGGCAUCCUGCUGAAGUUUUACAUACAAGGUUCAAUGAUGCAGAAAAUCUUUUUGAGUAUUAUGUACACUAUGAAGGGUACAAUCGAAGAUUGGAUCAAUGGGUACCAAGGGAUAGGAUAAUGAAUUCAAGAUUUGAUAUUUCUGAAAAAAAUUGGAAACAGAAGGAUGUGAAUAAAAAUCUAGAUCUUCUAAAUCAGUCUGACAGAAAGAUAACAAGGAACCAAAAACGAAGACACGACGAGAUAAAUCAUGUUCCAAUGUCAUAUGCAGAAAUGGAUCCAACUACAGCUGCAUUGGAAAAAGAGCACGAAGCAAUAACUAAAAUUAAAUACAUCAAUAAAGUACAGUUGGGAAAGUACGAAAUUGACACAUGGUAUUUUAGUCCAUUUCCAGCAGAAUACCAAAAAGAAUCUAAAAUUUGGAUUUGUGAAUACUGUUUGAAAUACAGCAAACUAGAAAAAUCAUUCAAAUACCAUAUGAGCCAAUGCACAUGGAGACAACCACCCGGUGUUGAAGUGUAUCAUAAAGGAUCAUUAUCAAUCUGGGAAGUGAAUUCCAGUCAACACAAAAUGUAUUGUCAGAAUCUUUGUCUAUUGGCAAAGUUAUUUUUAGAUCAUAAAACACUCUACUUUGAUGUUGAACCAUUUUUGUUUUAUAUCCUUUGUGAAGUUGACAAAGUUGGUGCACAUUUAGUUGGAUAUUUUUCAAAAGAAAAAGAUUCACCAGAUUGCAACAAUGUAGCUUGUAUAUUAACAAUGCCGCCAUUCCAGAGACAGGGCUAUGGUAAACUUCUAAUAGCGUUCAGCUACGAAUUGAGCAAGUUAGAAGGACUUGUAGCCAGUCCUGAAAAGCCAUUGAGUGAUCUUGGUAAAUUGUCAUACAGAUCUUAUUGGUCAUGGAUACUGUUGGAAAUUUUGAAGAAUGCCUGUGGAUCUUUAUCAAUUAAAGACUUAAGCGCGAUGACUAGUAUCACCCAAACAGACAUCAUUUCAACAUUGCAGUCUAUGAACAUGGUGAAGUACUGGAAAGGCCAACAUGUAAUUUGUGUGACGCCUAAGAAUGUUGAACAGCUGGUUAGUUCGGAGCAGUAUAAACGACCAAGAUUCAUAUUAGAAGGAAGUGCAAUCAAAUGGACGCCAAAAAAGUACAACCCUCGCCCAGGACCAUCUAGGCAUUCAAGAUCCCAAUAUUUAGCUGGAUAAAGAAAUAGGUGCAGAUCCUGUGAAAUUAUUAACAUUACCUAGUAGUCAUUUAAGAUUUACCUAAUGUAAAUAGUUAAAACUUUUUUACAUAUAUAUUUAAAUAUAUAUUUUGGGAAGGUUUAAAUGACAAGGGCUAACAUCAGUGUUGCUGUUCGUUGAGGACUUAUGGAUUAUUCACAACAUACAUUAAGUUAAAAAAUAUAUUUUUUCUCGGACUAUAUUAUGUAUCCGACUAUUGUUAGACUGUUAAUGAGUGGUGUUGUAAAUGAUUUAUGGCGAACGCAAUUGAUGUGAACAGCCAUCAGUCUUUCAAAAAUUGUGGUUGUUCCCCAAUACCCUAUGGUGUUAGUCUUGCGUAGAUACACUUAUUAUUAGGGUUUAGCAUGAUAAUGUGUUUGCUAUUUUAAUUAAAUACCAUAUUAUAUUGUCCCUUGUCAUGCCUUUUCAUCAUGUGAUAGUAUUUUAUUUUUGACUUUUCCAAGUACACGCAUAAGACAUAAGUUGACAUUAUAAUUAUCUCAUUGUAUUUCAAUAAUUUUCUAUUUUAUAUCUUUUAUAUUUCAUUGAUUAAUGUGAAUGUGCUUAUGUUUUAGCGUAAACGAAAUAUAAUAAAUACAAACUUACAAUACCUUUGGCAUUUAAUUUUAAAUAUGAGUUUCAGAUUAUUAUAUUAUACUUAAAUAAUAAAAAUAUUAAGUAUAAAUAAUUUCCUGUAGCAGGUCAUUGGUUUCUUUUUUUCAAAUUCAUACAUUUAUCGAUAUCUACUGUUAGCUGUACAGUAGCAAGAGUAAUGUUUGAUACUUAAUGUAAACAUUUAAGUGAAUCAAUUGCUUGCUUAAUGUUGACAUUGGCUAAAAACCAUUCUAUAAAUGUAAUUUACGAUUUGAAUAAUAUUCAACUGUGAAAUUGUGUAAAGUAAAACUUAAGAUUCAUAGUAAAUUUAUAUUAUAUAUUAUUCAUGAUUAUGAUAAAAAUAAUAUAUUAUUAAUUAUUACACUGUAUUUAACUAUUUUAGUAUUCAGCUGUUGGUGCAAAGUGAACCUAUUAUUAACUAAUGUUAUCGCAUUUAUUAUUAUAUUCCAAUAGGUUUUGUUGACAUGGUUUAUGUUUGUAGACAGUUAAAUUACUUUCUAUACCUAUUUUUUUGUACUGUCUGUGAAAACUUAAGUUUUUAUAAGAAAUUUAGUAUAAAAAUUAGAUAAUGUGGAAGUAGUUGAUGCUUAUGUAUACAAUAGCUUAAGCAGAUUUAAUAUAUUUAGUUCACUGUUGAUAAAAAUACUAUGAUAUAUAUUUAGUAUACCUACUUCAGUUUGUACUAGAUGGGUAAUAUUAAUAAUCCUAUAUUUUAUAAUUGCCUAAUAGAAAUGUUCAAAUGUGUAAUCAACUAAGAAUACUAAAGAAUUUGUUUUACUUGUCCAUCAUUUUUCCUAAAAUUUUAAAUACAUGGCCAUUUCAAUAUUAUUUCUAUACCUAUAUUAUUAUUUUUAUUAUUAUUGAUGGAUAAUCAUCUAUGUUUAUCUUUAGGUUUCAAUAUAAUAUUAUAUUAAUGAACAAU
Molecule: messenger RNA, 3257 nt
Organism: Myzus persicae (green peach aphid)
Lineage: Eukaryota; Metazoa; Arthropoda; Insecta; Hemiptera; Aphididae
Gene: mof
Product: histone acetyltransferase KAT8
Exons: 7
Coding region: 305-1702 (465 amino acids)
Biological process (GO): regulation of DNA-templated transcription
Molecular function (GO): histone acetyltransferase activity
Source: RefSeq, a predicted model, not a curated record